Messenger RNA from Microplitis demolitor, 3126 nucleotides. RefSeq lists its product as uncharacterized. The transcript has a single exon. The record is from RefSeq and is a predicted model, not a curated record. The coding region runs from base 1 to 3126 and encodes 1041 amino acids. Gene Ontology annotation, molecular function: nucleic acid binding; zinc ion binding. Lineage: Eukaryota; Metazoa; Arthropoda; Insecta; Hymenoptera; Braconidae.
AUGACUGCUGAACAAAUUAAAGCGUUAAAAACUAAGCGCGGUAAUGCCAAGCGAUCGUUAACGACAUAUGAAAACUUUCUAAAGAAAUUUGAUCCGUCGAAAGAUUUUCCAAUCCUUGAGAAGCGGUAUAAAGAAAUUGAGACGGUUCGGAAAUUAUUUGAAGAAUAUCAACUUGAAUUAGAGGCACUUCUUGAGGAGUCUGAAGAAUUAACCGCAUAUCGCACCGAAUUCGAAAAUCUAUAUUAUGAAACUUACGCAAUCGCGACGAACCUUCUUUCAGAACAACGCAAGCGAGACACUUCUUUGGUUUCGUCUCCAACAACCUCGAGUCCUUCUGCAACCUCCAGCUCGUCACUCUCGGUAUCUCAAGGCGUUGUAUCGUCAAUUGCAGCUCAGCUUGUUAAUACCGUUCCUAUCCCUUCUGUAACUAUCUCUCCUUCGAAUCAAUUGGCUGUGUUAUCAACUCCCACACCGGUUAAUAACAAUUUUACCGCACCUCAUGCAUUUAACCAUCCUAUGAGUAUGUUACCUGCUUUACCGACCAUCACUCUACCUACCUUUAGCGGGUCCUUUGACACUUGGUUGGGAUUUUAUGAUCUGUUUAACUCGUUGGUCAACGAGGAUCACAAUAUUCCACCUAUACGAAAAUUAAUCUACCUAAAGGGUUGCUUAACUGGCGAAGCGGCCAACGUAAUAUCUUGUCUUGAAACGUCAUCUCAAAACUACGAGGUAGCGUGGGGCUUACUAAAAGAACGGUACGAUGACAGAAGAUUUAUACGGGACAGUUACAUAAAAUCUUUGCUGGAUACUCCUCCAAUCUCAAAGGAGUCUUCUAUCCGAUCAUUUCUUGAUCACAUACAACGGCAUCUGCGUGUCUUAAAUCAGCUUGGUGAGCCCACCGAUUAUUGGGACUCAUUAUUGAUCGUGCUAUUCGUAAGCAAAUUUAACAAUUUUAUGCGGGAGCGAUGGGAGGAAUUCAGUUGUGGCGUAAGUAAACCCACAAUGAAGCAGAUGCUUACCUUUUUAACAAAGCGCGCUCAACUUGAAGGUUCUAGGGCUCAAGCACCUGCGCCUCCUCCAAAUAAUUCUAGGCAAGCACCGUCAAACGGACGAGCUCAAUCGCGUUCUCAGCAAUCGUUCGCAGCUUCUACCUCUCAAAAUCGCUGUCUCUAUUGUCAAGGUGGCGAUCAUUAUAUCUAUUCGUGUAAGGGCUUCGCAGCUUUAUCACCGUUUGCUCGCUAUGAAGCGGCAAAAGGGUCUAAUUUAUGCACUAAUUGUCUUCGUAAGGGUCAUCACUCUUCACAGUGCCCUUCAGGAAAGUGUCAAGCGUGUGGUUAUAGACAUCAUACUCUACUUCACUUCGAUAAAUCAAAACCUGAAAUGCCGCCUUUGAAUGCAUCUGCGACGGCCUUCGAUAUGCCUAAAUCGACUAUAAAUAUGCACGCUCAGGUCUCAUCUGAAGCGUUGCUAGCUACAGCUAUUGUGGACCUUGUAAAUAAGCAAGGAAAAAUCAGGCAAUGCCGAGUAUUCCUGGAUGCAGGAUCUCAGGCGCACUUUAUCACAGAAAAGGCUGCUAAGUUCUUAAAUCUGGAUAAAAGGGCGGUAAACAUCUCAGUAACUGGGGUGGACAACACCUCUACAAGUGUCAAACACUCUGCUCGCGCCACUUUAAAAUCGCGUCAUAGCAAAUUUCAAAAAAUUGUUGAAUUUUUAAUUGUUCCCCAGAUCAGCCAGUCAAUGCCAUCCAUUGCCAUUAAUGUAACUCAGCUCGAAAUACCUAAAAAUAUAUCCCUCGCGGACCCAGAGUUCUAUAAGCCGUCUGAGGUCGAUGCUCUGAUCGGAGUGAAGCUCUUUUAUAAGCUCCUUAGUGUGGGACAAAUUUCCCUCAAAAAUCAUCCCGACGCUGUUCUGCAUAGAACGCUGCUUGGGUGGAUAGUUGCUGGGGAAAUAAACAGCAAUUUGAGCGUUUCCAACGUGUCGUGUCAUCUUAAUUUAAACUCACCAUCGUCUGAUAUCUCUUUAACCCGAUUUUGGGAGGUGGAAGAAAUUCCGUCUGUUGCAAUCUUAUCUUCGGAAGAAAAGGCUUGUGAAGAGCACUAUAAGCUUCAUACCACUCGGACUGUAGAGGGUCGGUAUGUAGUUCGCUUGCCGUUCAACAGCAAAAAGAGCAGACUAGGCGAUUCAUAUUCGUCAGCCUUAAAAAGAUUUUUUGCGCUAGAAAGGCGUUUCCAACGAGACCAUGCAAUCAAGCAUGAUUACCUCGAAUUUUUGCGGGAGUAUAAAGAGUUGGGUCACAUGUCGGUGUCCGAUGACUUAUGUGAAGAUCAUUUAGGGUUCUAUCUCCCUCAUCAUGCUGUCCUAAAGGACGACAGCAUCACUACCAAGAUCCGUGUAGUCUUUGACGGUUCUGCGAAAACAUCUACGGGAAUUUCCUUGAAUGACACUUUAAUGGUUGGUCCACAACUUCAGGAUAGUUUAUUUACAAUACUCACUCGUUGGCGAUCUCACCCUUACGUGCUCACUGCCGACGUAGAGAAGAUGUACAGGCAAAUCCUCGUACACCCCGAGGAUGCAAUCUACCAAAAAAUUCUGUAUCGCGAAACCUCUCAAGAGCCCAUUAAGACCUGUUUGCUGAGCACAGUCACCUAUGGCACUGCUUGUGCGUCUCACUUAUCAGUGCGCACCCUUCAUCAACUUGCUUACGAUGAAGGUCCUGCAUACCCUCUGGCUGUCAUCGCUCUGCUGAGGGACUUCUACGUCGACGAUUUGUUUACCGGCGCUAAAACUCUCGCAGAAGCAGAGUGCAUACGUGACGAAUUAAUUAAUUUAUUGAAAAGGGGCAAAUUCCGUCUUCGCAAAUGGGCCUCCAACGAGCCUGCCCUUAUCCAAAAUUUACCUCAGGCCUCAGAGGGAACCCACAUGUCCCUGGAUCCUGACGCUACCAUCAAAACUCUCGGUAUACGGUGGAGUCCUCGGGACGACACACUCUUCUACACUAUUAGCGCGCCUGCUUCCGAGGCCACUACCAAGCGUGCAAUUUUAUCACAAAUUGCGAAACUAUUUGAUCCACUAGGCCUCCUUGGCCCUAUAAUUGUCUAUGCUAAGAUAAUAAUGCAGCUUUUGUAG